Messenger RNA from Chironomus riparius, 1020 nucleotides. The record is from the annotation of a GenBank genome assembly. NCBI's taxonomy places the organism in Eukaryota, Metazoa, Arthropoda, Insecta, Diptera, Chironomidae.
AUGGCAAAGAUCAACUUAAUGCUUGAACCUAAUCCUGAAGGAACCUUCUUCUACUAUCCUGGGCAUUUAUUGAAAGGAACUGUGGAACUAGUUCUGGAUGAAACAAAAAAGUUCAGAGGCUUUUACAUCCAAGUUUUUGGACAAGCGAAAUGUCAAUGGACGCAAGGAAGUGGAAAAUCUAAAACAACUUAUACUGGAACUGAGGUAUAUGUGAACUCAAGAACUUAUCUUUUUGGUGAAUAUGGCGGACCAACAUUUGAAAUGAAAACCGGAAGUCACAAAUACAAGUUUGCAUGUCAACUCCCACAUCAGCUUCCUUAUACUUUAGAUGUAACUAAUGGAAAAAUUACUUAUCGUGUCGAAGCUGUACUGGAUAUUCCAUGGAAAAUUGAUAAAGAAACUAAGGUUGAUAUUAUGAUUCAUCGGUAUGAUGACUUGAAUCUAUAUCCAGAACUGGCUAAUCCAAUGAGACGAGCUGAAAGGAAAACUUUCAUUACUUUAUUUUCUGAAUCCAAGCCUUUACUUAUGACAGUCGGAAUACCAUAUAGAGGAUUCGCUGCUAACCAAUAUGCUCCUGUAUCCAUCAGUUAUGAAAACGAGAGUAGCGUCGAUAUCUCUAUGACAAAAAUCAAACUUAUUCAAACUAUUGUCUACACCAGUCCACAACAAUCAAGAUCAAAAGAAAAUGAGACGGUAGUGAUAGAAGCAAUAACGGAAGGAGUUUCAGCAGGAAGCUCAAAGACUAUACAAGCUGGAUUAAAUAUUCCAAGAGUCGUUAACUCGAAUGACAAGUUUUGUCAGGUUAUAACUGUUACUUAUUCUAUUGAAGUUGAAGCAGAAUCUACUGGAUUACAUACAAAUCAUAAGAUCAGACUUCCUAUCACAAUCGGAACUGUGCCUUUGACAUUUAAUAAUCAGUAUGAAUCAGCUCAGAUGGCUCAACCAUCAGCGCCUGUUGCAGAGCCAUUUAAUUAUGAGAAACCGCCUUCCUAUGGGGAGACUAUGAAAAUGGCAUUAUAA